Molecule: messenger RNA, 11100 nt
Organism: Lymnaea stagnalis (great pond snail)
Lineage: Eukaryota; Metazoa; Mollusca; Gastropoda; Lymnaeidae
Source: the annotation of a GenBank genome assembly
CGAUCAGUGAGAUUAGGAUCAGCUGACUUGCUGGGGUCAGUGUUGAGUGGUGUGUACUGUCACUACUGUGUUAGUACUGGUGGCAAUUUUGGUAUGCGAUUUGUUUAUCGAUUGUGUUAAUUUAGGAGAAUGUGUGUCUUCUCUGAGAAGUAGCCUAAUCAUAAAAAUAUGACAAUCCAUUCUGCAUGCAUGUUGAAAGUUACUACUAAGAUAAAUAAAGGUUAAAGUAAAGUGUAAAGACCAAAGAAAAUAAAGAAGAGUAGCACCAGAGUCGAGUGUCACUUAAACUUAAAGUUAGAGCAGUCUAAAAAAAUUAGUCUACUUCCUCUAACCCACUACAACCGAACUACUAGAUUCACUUUCGUUUGCAAUUUUCUGCAGUUCAGUGAUUGAAUUAAUACUUAAUUUUAAUGAAGAAUGAUAAGAAAACAGCAGUGCAUUAGUAUUAUUAUUACACUGUAAAUGAGUAAAUGUAAAACUAAAUCUUGUUGACUACAUCUGCACUGAUGAUCCCAUGUAAAUGUAAAGAAAUAAUGAAAAUUAGACAUGCCUGUUCUUAGUUUAAUUCCACAUGGUUCCAGAUUUAAAGAAGACUGGAGUAACAUUUCCACUACUGAAUUUGGGAGGCAUAUAUCAACUGAAAAUGUAACUCAAAAUUCAUCAUUAACAUUCAUUUCAUCUACCAAUGAUUCAAUUUCUGCAAUGAAAACCAUGGGGUUGACUAAAGAACAUUUUGCCAAACCUGAACAAAUCACUGUCGCCUUUGAUGCAACCCCUGCAACUGUAACUGAUAUAACAUCAUGGGGAUCAUUGCCAACUUUGCAGCCAGCAUUACCUUCAACAGUUCAGUUAAGCCUAACUAUUGUGUACAUAGUGAUGUUUUCUUUAAUUUUUAUUUUGGUAUAUGUUCAACUUUGGAUGAUAUGGUACUACAGACACAAACGUUUGAGUCAUCAAACUCUGUUUCUUUUUAUGGGCUUAGUUUGGGCUGGAUUGAGAACAUCCUUGUUUUCAUUUUACUUCUAUGACUGUGAGGAAGCCAAUAACUUAAAGAUUCCAUUUUACUGGCUGCUCUACAGUUUCCCAGUUUGUUUACAGUUCUCAAUGCUGUGUCUGCUGCUACAUUUUUUUGCUCAGGUAUGUAGGCUAUUAAUCCUUAUUAUAUUAAUAAUUUGGUAUGUAGGCUACUAUAUUCAUAUGAAAAAAGAGCUCUUCACUUUACUCUGACUGAGACAAAAUAAAAAUGAAAAACUUUUCAUAAAUAUAGCCACAAAUUGCUAACUACUAUUUCACAUUAAUGACCUGGAAACAAAUACCUAUGUUAUUAGAAGCUAUCUUUCAAGUGUAUACAAAUUUUUUCUCCUCAUAUUUUAGUACAAAAUAAUUAAAGAUCUGAGGCCGAAUUACUUUUACUUUUCCUGAGUUAGCGAUGAAACAUUGAAUGAAACCUUAUAUUAGAUACAUAUUUAUAUAUAUAGGUCUCACAAUGACUUAGAAUUCAGUAGCAUAGACAGGACUUUUGGAAAAAAGGAGGGGGGGGGGGACAACCAAGCCACAGAGUGUUGAUGGAGAAUGGAAAUGCUAAAUCGAGGGUGCUGAAGGCAGACAAGUGAAAGUGGGUAGAGGUCUCAUCGAACCCUUCUGAAUUUUUUUUAUAAAUUCAAAAUACAGGGGUGCAUUUUUGGCAUACCUGAAUUUAGUUUUAUGCACUUGUGAACCAGAUGAGAUGCUAGUGAAAAUUAAUUUCCUCUGGGUCAGUAGUAUAGCUAAGGUUAGUGUGCCUAGAGCAGUCCAAGAUUUUUGUCGCCCCCUUUUACGAAAAAAUUCUGCUGGCCUAAAAUGCCACCCCUGCGUAUAAAGAAUAAAUUUCUACCCAGAGUGGACUGCUCUUCCGCACUCCCUUCCUAUGCCACUGCACUGGGUGAGCAGUGACGGUGAGCACUAAUCAGCUUUUCACUGCCUUGAAAAUACAUUUUACUUUCAGGUGAUGAUAAAAUUAUGUGGCACAUCAUUUAGUAUCUAAAAUAUUUGCUAAUUUUUUUAUUACUAUAAAAUUGCUAUUCAUAUAGUAUUUUUUUAAAUUCUAGAUUGUUUUCUUUGUAUUUUGCGGGUAUUUACCUAAUGGUUAAUCUGUGCCUGAUAACAUUGUAGUUGUAUGUGUUCAUAAUAAUAAAAUUAAUUAAUUAGCAUAAGCUAAUCUUUAAUUGGAUAAAAUCUGUCAAAUAGGGUUUUACAAAUACAGAUGACAUAUGAUAGCAGAAUACAUGCUUUUUUACUUUUUUUCUUUUUCUUAUUGAAAUUUACUAUGCCACUUUAAUGAAUUUGUGAUAAUCCUAGUUGAAAUAUUUCUCUUUUUUAACCUAUUUGGGUGUUUUUAAUCAGCUUAUUAAGUUAUUUUCAUAAAGAACAUAGUCCAGAAUAUUUUGUUUAUUUCUUUUAUUGUGCUGUUUUUAUUAACUGCCUUUGUGUUAAAUAAAGAAAUGCAUGCAUAAUGCUUUUUUUAAAUCCCACAAUAUUAUAACAAUAUUUUAAGUCCCAAAAUAUGUAACAUGCGAUUCAAAAAAUACUUUUUUCCCCUGUUACCUAUGUUGUAUAGCCUAAAUUAUAAAAAGUAAUUUUUUAAGGUGGGAAUACCAGAUUUAAAAUUUUAAAUUAAUCAUUAUUAAUUAUAUUUGUUGUUUUCAUGCUAAACACUAACAUACAUAUAUUCUUUUUUAUUUAGAGUUUUUGAGUAAAAAAAGAAAUUUUAAUUUUAAUUGGUGUUGUAGCCUACUUGUUAAAUUUUAUUUUUAUUAUUUUUUAAAAAUAAUUUUUAAUCAUCACUUCUUAUAAUAUAAACUGAAUAUAUAAAAUAAUUUCAAAUCAUGAAAAUAAAUCUUUAUUUUAACAAAAUAAUUUUUUCAAGUGUUAUAUUUUAAGUGGAAAUAAUUUGAGCAGUAAUUAUUAAGUUUGAGUUACUAUUUCAUGAAAUGGAGUGAGAAAUUUCUAUUGGCCCUUCUGACAUAGUGUUAACAAUAGGAGUAAUGAAGUGGGCCUUGCCCAAUUGUGAUAAAGAAACUAUUGUCAUGACAGAUACGUGACAUAAUCUUCAGAAGCAAUACACUUUUAAAAUUCACUAUAUCCUCUUUAUCAUAAAUAUAUCAAUUAAACUUUUUUUAUUUAAUUUCUUUAUCUUGUUAUCUCAUUAUGUAUUGUGAGGUGGGGGUAUAGAGAACCUGUUUGAAGUGUAAAGAAUAUUUUAUAUUUUUCUAGGAUAUAAAAUAUAUUGAAGUUUCUAAAUAUAGGUUAAUCUUCUCUUAACAACAGAUGUAUGAUAGUGAGUCAUAUGACCAGAAAGAAUGUGUGCACAGUUGCAAUAGCUUUCAUUGAGAUAUGGUGGAGGGCUAAGAGGGUUGCAUUGUUUGUCUUGCAUAAGGGGGAGUAAUCACGCUCACUUUUACAUACUAAUCUAGGCCUUAAAGAUAGGGCAUGUGAUAAGUAGGUCUAUUUUCUUCUUGUGUUAUUUAUCCUAUUAAUUAAAUUUUCAUGCAUUGAAGAAAAUAUAAAAAAUUCAGAUGCUCUUAAGCAUGUCUAAAUGAGAUAUGUAAAAAAAAAACUAUAUUCUUUAGUUCUAUAGAAAUUUUCAUUUACAUACAUGAAUCAACUGUAAUUGCAUUUAGGUGUGUUCUUUUUUAACUUAUAUUUUUUAUACAGUAGCCUAUUAGUAUUAUUUUUGUUGAGAAUGAUGGGAAUCAUAUUAUUUUUUUUUAAAACUUUUAUUCAACUUGACAUUUGUUUGUUUCAACUUCUUGAAAGAUUUUUUGAAAAACUUCCCUAUGUCAUGGAGAGGGACCAUUUAAUACACAGCUUAAUCUUGCAAAGCAUUUUAUUCUGCCAAAAUAUCCAUCUUCAAAUGAUCUGUAUGUCCUAUAGAAAUUUCAGGUUUUAAUUGUUUAAACUGAUCCAAAAUAAAGCAAUAUAAAAAAAUCAAUUUAUAAAACAAUUGUUUCCAAAAUGUAAUAAUAUGUAUAAAAUUAAUGUCCCCCAAAACAGACCUGUAAAAGCCAUACAACCAAAAAAAAAAAGCGUCACUCAAGGGUCCAUGGAUGUACUUAUCAAGAAGAGUAGUAUUUGGCAUGGAAAGGGGGGGGGGGGGGUGUUGUAAGUGUGCAAAGUUUCAGCUCAACUGGAGAUCAAUAAAUGGCUCAAAAUUGAAAAAUUGAGAUGCAAGAUUUGACCCAGACAAUAAAGCAUAAUCACAAGCUAAAGUGUGUAAAAACAAGGGAAAUUUAUUUUACAGUUACACUUAGGUAAAUGUUUAGAUAAAUUGUUUACUUUUUGGUUACCCCAGUACUUUCAAGAAAAUUUCAAGCAAAAGGCCAGAAACUUUUUUUUUUUUUAAAUGUGCUAACCACCAAAAAAUACAUUUUUAUUUUUAAAAAUCUAUGCUAAUUUUGUCAAUUUGAAAAGCAGAAAUUUUGCAAAAAUAUUAAUUUAUAAAAACAAGCAAAUAAAAAAAUUGUUAUUUAACAUUGCGUUCCACUAGGGGUCGCAAACCGGAAUACCGACUCUCGAAAAUACAGGGAUACCGGACUAUAACGUAUGCUUAAAAAUACAGUGAUUGGAUUUAUGAUAACCAGGAUUUUUUAAUUUACGGUAUUUCAUUUUCAAAAACUAUGUAUCACUUUUAUUAGUUUCCAUGUGGUAGUUAAAGCAAGACUACCAAUAAUUAAUUUGAUUUGCGAAGUGCGAGCCCCUCGCACUACAUGUCACAAGAUAAUGACAACUGCAGUUUUCAUGUUACAGUUGAGUUCAUUUAAAAUAAUGAAUUUGUUUUCAAAGAUUUAAAUUGGGAACGUUAGAAAAAUUGCCAAAACUUUCAGAAAAUACAAUUCUUCAGAUAUAUUUUAAGAAAUAGGUCGUGAGCUUAAUUUGAUUUUAGAUUGCAACACAAGGUGGAACUUUUAAGCAGACAUGUUAGGAAGGAUAUUAAGACUAAAAAAAUCAAAUUAAUAUAUCACUUAUUGAUUAAAAAAUUGAUCUCAAGACGAAUUUGAAAAACUGUUUCAUCUUAGCAAAAUAUUUAAAAUACUCAAAGCAACAGGUAGAAGAACAGCUUUGAUUUUAUGUUUAAUAAAUUAGAUACCAUGCGUCAUGGAAUAGUUGCACAUUAACUUGUUGCCUCUCUGAAGCGUCGGAUUAAAGAGCCCAGAUUGUUGGUAGCUUUAACAUUGAAAUACUGGCAUAACCCUAAGAUGCACUUUGAUUAGUCAAAUGACUACUUGGACGUAUUUCUAAGGUCAGAUUGCGACAGAUGUGCAAACAUAUUGUGGACAUUCAAAAGCUUGGUCAAAUAGCGGAUUCCUCGUUAGAAAUGUCUACAGGCAAUAAGAUUGAACAUCUUGGAUCUGAGCAUGAAGAACCUGAAGACACACUGAUGCUUUAGAAACAAUUAGAAAUUGAAAUACAAAAGAAACUUGAAGCUAAGAAUAAAACUUCCAGAUCAACUAAUGAAGACAUUGAUGCAUUGGUAAAACUAGAGAUGGUUUAAUUUAAGAAUGGGGGUUCAAGAGGAAAAUAUCUAGAAAUUGCGUAUGAUGUUCUAGGGUCUAUUCCUCCGAACAGUGUGGAGUCUGAGCUUGUGUUCUCAUCAUCAAAUUACUUUUGUAACCAUUUGCGGUCAAAAUCAAGCAAUCAAACAAUAGACAUGUUGAAAUUUUUAUGAUAUCAUUGCUUAAGUUUGACCAAAGAUUCAAAGAACACAAAUUAUUUUAAUAUUUGAUUAAUAAAACUAUCUAAAUGAAAAAGUUAAGAAUAUUAUUUUUGUAUGUUUGAUUAAUGUCUGGAGUUAGACAUUUGUGUUAUUGUUAAAAGCUAUUAAAAAUCAAAAUGUGAUUUGUUCUGAAUGUUUUUAUUUCAUUGAUAAAUCGUCCACUUUCAUCUCUGCAAAAAAUUCUCUAAAUAUUGAAAAUAUCGAGGAUUCUGAUAUUCAUAAAACUUCAAUAUAAAAAAUAAAGAACUUUGUAAAAGGGGCCAGUAUUGGACCCCUACUUUCUACUACCCCACCCCAUAUAAUACAAUAUAACAAAGUUUUAACCCCUACCCCCUUGGCAUUAUAUAAUUUGUGCAUGGGACCUUAUAGUAAUAAAAUAAUUGCCUUGCAAUCAGUAUAGUAAAUCCUUAAAUGAAGUACCUGACAUUAAUUUAACAGCUAAAACAUUUCUGAAGUUUUAUAUGACCCUCUUGUAGAGUAGAGCCUAUUGUGUUAAAGCCUAACUGAUAAAGGUUCUCAAUUUUUCUCCCUUUAGUAAUCUUUAUUUUUAAUUGCUUUAAAUAUUUGUGAUUUUAAAUUUUGUGGUUUGGCAAUGUUAUCUUGUACUGUCUUCUCAUAAAUCUGCCACUUUCCACAAGUCUUUUUUUUUCUUCAAUUUUUUAUACACAUUAGAUUAAAACAAGCUCUAAACUUAUUUUUUCAAUUUGAGGCAUAAUUCCUGGCACAUAAAGAAUAAAACAAGCUCUCAACUUAUUUUUUCAAAUUGAGGCAUAACUCCUGGCACAUAAAGAAUAACAAUGACGAUUUUUUUUUUUCAGGUUGUGUUCAAGGCAAAAGCUAAAUAUGAACCAGGGCAGUACCAGUAAGUAUCUAAAUUUGAAGUCUCAACAAUUAUGUGACACUAUCAAGUUGUAUUCACACUUUUCAUGUCUAUGAAGGAUCUGUUUAAGCACACUUUCAAUGAGCAUAUUUAAAUUUGUAUUAAUCUAAUUUGAAUCUUACACAAUUUAUGCAGAAUUUGCUUCAUAAAAAUUUGGAACUUGACAAAUUUGGCCUGAAAAUCUUUAGCACUCUAGUGAGUUUUAAUUUAUUUCUAGUGACACUCCCAUCGUCAGAUUACAUAAGGUGUUUGAUGUUUAAGCUAAUGACCAUGCCGCCAGUCUUAUUUGAUCUGUGUUAUUUGUGUUUGAUUUGUUAAAAUUCAAAUAUUUUGAUCAAAUGUGAAAAACUUUACUAAGUUUACCUCAUUACAAGAUCAUUUGUGUUUGUUGUUUUUUUUCUCUGCAGACGCCCACUUCGUAUCUUUCUUUGUCUCUCUGUGCUGCUGUUCACAGCCAUGAAUCUAGCUUGUGCUAUUGUUACCAAACAACAUGAAAUGGAGUAUGCAUCAGUUCCUCUGUUUUUAUUCUACAUACGUGUCACAUUGACAGAAACCAUGUUUUUAAUAUAUGGAAUAUUGCUCUCAGUUUGCAUCUUCAAAAUGACUAAAAUGGCCACAUCACAAAGGGUUUUAGAAGCUAAGGUAAAGAAAGAUAUUAAAUUAUUGCUCGUGUGGUUUUUUUUUACCAAGAAAAAUGCUUUUUAAUUUUAAAAAAUUGUUCUAAAAUUGGGUUUGCAUUUAGGAUGUCUAUGUUACAAAUUUGAUUUUCAAAAGACAUAAUUAAAUUGUGAAAAAUAAUACCUCUUUAAAAUGUUCUGUUUUUCUCCAUGUAUUUAUUAUAUUAUAUGCUACCUUUAAAAAGGGAUAUUUGAGUAAAAUGGGAAUACAUAAAAUGAUACUUCAAUCAAGAAAGCUUUUCAAAUUGAUCAUCUACCUGGAAAGUUAUUGUAGAUGCUUUUAAAAACAUUUCACAAAAUGUGCUAAUUUUAUAUGAUGCAUAUAUUUGAUGAAUAAGCCUAAUAGAAAACAAACACACAGCACACCCGCCCCCAACUUCACACACACACACUUUUAGAAAAAUGGCUAAGAAAUUCAUUCAUGAAUAAUAAAUGUGGUUUAAAGACAGUUUUAAAUAAAUCAUCAUAAGUGGCCAUUAUUUGAUUCCCGUGCAUGAUUUUCUCCUCAGGGAACCACUGUCAGAAGAGCAGUGGUGGUCACAAUUUUGAUAACCCUUUUAUUUCUGUCACGUACUGUGUAUAACCUCAUUUCUAUCUGUCCUGCAAUGAAGUCAACUCCAAACUUUGGUUAUGAUUGGAUCAAUGUCACGGACCAGGUAUUUUAAAACAUUUAUUUUGUUUAUAUUGAUCAAAAUAAAACAUUUGAAUUUUAAAAACCAUAUUCAAUGUUUGAUUUUAACCCAAAUAGUAAAAUCUAUUUGAAUCAGAUGUUAUAAUUUGCUUUUGCAUGAGAUGAGAUCUCAUAAUAUAGUCAGAAGUCUAGUCCUCUGUAAAAAUUUAAGAAAGUUUCAAAUAAUUUGUAAAUUGAUACACAUUAUGGAAAGCUUUACUGAAGAUGAAGUAAAUAUUUUAGCAAAUUAUUUUUUUUAAAGAACACAUAAAACAGGUAUAUUGUUGUAUGUAUGUGUUCUUUAUGAACUUUAGCUACAAAAUGGUAAUGAAAGGAUUUUUUGUUUGACUUUCCUGCAGUCUUAAGUAAUAUGUGUGAUAUUUUAAUCAUCAUCAUUGCCUUCAUUUUUAUUUUUUUUAAACUUAAUUUAAAUAUUUUAGAUAUUUCACAUUAAUCAAUACUCUACUAUUACCAAAAAUUAAAACUUAAAUAAAGUGCUAAUUUUAUAUAAAUUGACUGCUUCUAAAAAACAAACUAUUUUCUGUCUCAUCAACAGGCUGAUUCUGUACCACGUUUGUCCGAGAGUCUUGCUUAUGUAUCUUUUGGUCUGGUUCUUUUUGUUUGGGAAGUUCUUCCUAUUUCCUUGGUUGUUAUUUUCUUCAGAGUCAAACGUUUCAGCUCUGGUCAGGUGGGUAAAUGAAUGUCCUUCUGGAAUUAAAUCAUAGCUCAUAUAUUAUAUAAAGUUAAUUUUGCUUUUUGGUAAUUCCCUGUAGUUGUUUUUUAAUUAACAAAAAUUUGAUAUUUUUUUUAAAUAAGUAUUUAUUAAAUCCCCUACAUGGGCUGUAGCGCCACAGGUAGGGGAUGAAUUCCUAUCGUAAUGACAGAAAUUUGUAAAACUAAUAUUUUUUUCUAUUGAUUGAGAUAAUUUUAUCAGCAUAUUAUUACUUAGUUUUUGUAAUUAACAUAAUUUUUUCCAGGUGUUAACAGAUUUUUCCACACAAAGUCAUGGAUCAAGGGUAUUUUUCUUUGACAACCCUAGACGGUAUGACAGUGAAGACGAUCUGUCUUCUCAACCCAGCUCAAAUCCGCAGUAAGAAAUUAUAGGAGAUAAUCUUAUCUACAUGACAAAACAAACCCAGGCACACACACACACACACAAACACUUACUUAGACAGAUACUGAGAGAAAUAAUUUUGGUAGUAUAAAAUAACUGCAAUUAAAUUAAUAAUUUAAUGUUGUAAAUAACAUAAGUCAUUGGUAACACAUAAUGUGAAAAUUGGAAAAAAUGUUUAUUUGGACAAUUUUUUUUUAUGUCAGCACAAUUCUUUUCCCCACAUUUUGGAAGCCUUCAAUCUCUUUAACUCUUUUACUGCGGAAAUUUUUUUAUCGAAAAAAUUUACAUUUUUUUCAAAGAGCAAAAAAGAGUGAGAUGUUGUGUUUAUUAAAAAUUAUUUUAAAUAUUAUGGUUUGGUUUAUAAGACUAAACUUGGUAGCAAAUGAAACAUAAUUGAAGUAAGAUAAAGAAACAGAAAAGAAGAAAAGAGCAAUAAAAUGUGACAACAUUAUAUGCAAAACAAUUUAUCCCCGAACCCUAUGUUGUACGCAUACCUCAUCUUCACUUUUAUAUCUCAGAUCCUCUAAAACUACUACUUUCAGAAUCAUGCAAUGGAUCUAAAUAUAAAUCAUUUUCACUAUCAAAAGAAAUAGUAUAAAACAAUUCCAAAGCUUUUUGAGCUGUUAAUCGUCUAGGAAACUUACUCACAUACUACGGCCUAGGGUAGCCAUAGCAACAGUAUUAUAGAAAAAAAACAGGGAAGUAAAUCAUUAAAAUAAAUGACAACAAAUAAACCUUGUUUUAGCGUAUAAACAAUGAAUAGGCCCUUCCACUCUUCUAUGUUAAAGUCUUAUUAAAAAUAGCUCUUAAAAAGCUUAAACGGGAAAUAGCAAAAAACAAACAUGAUAUUGAAACAACCCUGAGCGUGUUGCUUCGUGCUUUUUAUAACGGCAGAUGAAUGUACUGGGCGUGGCGCCGCAGCGAAAGAUGUAAUAAAAUGGGGAAAAAACUAAGUGUGAAAUCAAAAAUAAUUCUAUGAAAUACCAGAAAUUGUGUAUUGGAUUUCUUAAAUAAGUAAGUACGCUCUGAAAAGUUACAAGCCUGCAAUAAAAAUAUUGUUUAGGUAUUAUCUAAAUCAAUGAUUAUUUCUUUCAGCUUGGAUUAUUCUGGAUCUCGCUCUCUAAAUGGGGACAGUUACCGAUCCUUGUCACCAAGAGGAACCCCUGGUGGCACACCCAUCAGUGCUCCUAUAUGGAGUUACUUUUCAGCCACUCCCUCACUUCCCAAUCCUAGCACACCCAUUGUUUCUGGGACACCGAAUAAUAAUUCAAUCAUCAGCUCUCCUCGGAGAAUGGGAUAUGGAGCUCUCAUUGGUACAGGGGCCUCUCAACUGCGGCCUCACUCUGCACACAAUGUUGGCAGGAAGUCAUAGGACGGCCAUCGAUCAGUUUUUGUGACGUGACACUAAACCACAAUUUGUCAAGUUGGAAGAAAGGCUGUGAUUUUUCAUUUAAUGCAUAUACACAUUUUUCUACAUGACAAUGGUAAGCACAAGUUAUUGGGGGGAUGAUUUAAGAAAGUUACAGCAGUUUAGAGACAAGACUCUUUAUUUUACUAGUAAAAUUUUAAAAAAUUUAUUUUACCACUUGAUAAAUUAUAUAAUCAGUUUCCCUUUUAAAUAAAAUUUGAUCCAUUUCCAUGUUCAGAGCUACAACUUAGAUGCAAAAAAAGUGGGGGUGGGCUUCAUUUUUUGGUUUUUAAAUUGUAAUGAUACUAUAUAAGAAAUCAAAGCAUUAGGGCCAGUUUAUUUUAUGUCUGUGAUUUGGCCUGUUAUCUUAGUCUUACAAAAAAAGUAAUAAGAUCUAAGUGUCAUAGAAAUUAUUGUGAAUGGGGAGACGGAAGUAAGAGAAUGUACUUAAAAUUAUUCAAAAAUAUUUCAUGAUCCUUCCAUAAACAAAAUGUUGCUUUAUUCAAAGUGAAAAAUAGUAACAACAACAAUGAAACUGCAAAGCUCUGAUCUGCUACUGAUUAAAAGUAAAUCCUAAUGUAAGGUUGUAUUUUCUUGAU